Molecule: messenger RNA, 705 nt
Organism: Pochonia chlamydosporia 170
Lineage: Eukaryota; Fungi; Ascomycota; Sordariomycetes; Hypocreales; Clavicipitaceae
Exons: 1
Coding region: 1-705 (234 amino acids)
Source: RefSeq, a predicted model, not a curated record
AUGGGCUGGCUCUGGUCAACAUCGCCGUCAGAGCCUACGACCGAAGAGAAAGAGAAGCGUACGCCCGCGCCUCCAACAGAACAAUCCUCCGCCCCAAAUGAACCGGUCGAUCCAGAAAUCCAAAAGUUCUUCGACCUCUUCAAAGCAGAACCAGAACAAAAAACUCCCUCCAAACAACAACCCGGCCCCUCAUCUUCAGAAAAUGAAUCCUCAUCAUCAUCCAUAACCUCUUGGCUUGCCCUCAAAGCAUCCGCGAAAUCCACCGACAAAGAAGUUCCCGACGCCCCGAUUGGCGAUGCUCUCUCCGAAUCCCUCCUUCCCACCGACAUGAGCUGCCGACAGGCCUUCGACCUGGCCUGGAGUUGCAACGGGCUCGGCGGCCAGUUCAACUCGGUCUACCGCUACGGUAACAUGCGCUCCUGCAGCGAGCACUGGGACGACUUUUGGUUCUGCAUGCGCACAAAGUCUUACACCGGGGAGUUGAAGGCCAACAUGGUCAGGACACACUACCGCAACAAAGCACACAGGAAGUACGGUGAUGGGAAGCCAAGCAGCGAGGAUGUUUGGGACAGUAGGGCCGAGAAGAUGCCGCCUGGUUCCGCGUUUAACCUGCCCGUUGAUGCGCCUAGUGUAGGAGAUGAGGAAUGGAGGCGGAUGGAGCAGGAGAGGAGGAACGGUGUGCGAAAGGAUAUGGGCUACGAGUGA